AAAAUUUUCCCAAAUUUGAGAAAAAAAAUAGAAAGAAAUUCUAUAGACAACCUUAGACGACACCGUUUUUUUUUUUCUCGAUGAGUCGGACUUUGCUUGUUGUUUUCCCCGUUGAGAGUUCAGAAUUCAGAUAUUCCCUUCGUGUGUUUCGUAACUUAUUCGGUAUCCUUAAAUCGCAACUCAAAACCCUAGCCAUUGAAUUUGGGCACGGAUCUUCUCCCACGCUAUCUCAGGUAACAUGCCUGAGAAUCCACUGCAGACCUUGUUCCAUAACAUUGAACAAGUCUCAAGCUUUGUUCAACACCAUCUCUCUAAUUUCAUAGGCCUUCAUCACCACCCAUCUUCAGGACCCCUCUUGUCCAUCUCUUCCUCCACCAAAGGCCCACUUUCAAAAACUGCAACUUCUGUACAACUCGCUGAUACUGCUGUCAAGGAAAAGUCUGCUGCCCCAGUGACUAAGGAAGAGCUUGGAAGGGCUACUUGGACUUUCCUUCACAUUCUUGCAGCUCAGUACCCGGAUAAUCCUACAAGACAACAGAAGAAGGAUGUAAAAGAACUGGUACAGAUGUUACCUCGAAUAUACCCUUGCAGGGAAUGUCGAGAUCACUUUAAAGAAGUUCUUAGAGCAAAUCCUGUACUGACUGGAUCACAUGCUGAAUUUUCUCAGUGGCUAUGUCAUGUGCAUAAUGUUGUUAAUAGAAGCCUUGCCAAACCGAUAUUCCCCUGUGAACGAGUUGAUGCAAGGUGGGGCAAACUGGACUGUGAACAGAAUGCAUGUGAAAUUAUUGGAAGUACAUCAAUUUUUGGGAGGAUAUGGCAGAAAUCUACGUAAAAAUGAUUGCCACACAUACUAUGUGAGAUGUGUUAAAUUUUGACCUUUAGAAAAAUGGUUUAGAUAGGCCAAGGGUUAUUUGAUGGCAUUACACCGGAGUACGUGAAUACAUAUUCAUAACUCGAAUUAUUUUAGAAAAUUAAUAGUUAAGCCCGGUUUAUAUUGAUUUUUUGAGCAUCACAAUCAGAGAUGUAGUUGCCAGAGCUUGUCAAUUCUUUACAAGAAUUAUUCUAUGUGCUCGUGCGUUGUGUAAUAUUUUAAUCCCUUUGUAACUGAUUUCGUUAAUAGGAAUAUUGUUUCCUUACAUCCCGACCGGAUGACAUAAUGAUUAGACAUUGUGUGCUCACACGUUGUGGGAUGAUUCAUAAAUAGCGAAAAAAUCUUGUGUUUUA
Molecule: messenger RNA, 1224 nt
Organism: Glycine soja
Lineage: Eukaryota; Viridiplantae; Streptophyta; Magnoliopsida; Fabales; Fabaceae
Product: FAD-linked sulfhydryl oxidase ERV1-like
Exons: 6
Coding region: 239-832 (197 amino acids)
Cellular component (GO): mitochondrion
Molecular function (GO): flavin adenine dinucleotide binding; flavin-dependent sulfhydryl oxidase activity
Source: RefSeq, a predicted model, not a curated record